AUGGAGGGGGGCUUUAGGCUUGUAGCUGUAAAAGCUAACAAAGAUCGGUACAAGUGGUCAUGUGUUAUAAAGCCGAUCUCAGCUGUUUCCUCUUUUCAGGUGGAGGACGAUGUGUCUGCAGACAGGAGAAAGACUUUACCUCCUGUUAUAAAGCCUUCGUCAGCUCCUCCUCCUCCUCCUCACAGAGCUGCAGAGGAAGAGGAUGCAGAAGAAGAAGAGUCUCACUUCUCUGAAGGCCAGCUGGUCCCGGCCGACUCUCAGUCUCAUUCUGACGACUCUGAGAUCUCUGAGGACAUCGUGGAAGAGGUGGACGAGGCCUCGGCAGCCGGAGGAGGUCAGAGCGUCUCCUCUCCGUCCGACAGCGAUGACUGCAUAGUUCACGGACGGCCGGCGGGGAGGAAGCCCUCGCAGAGGCUCCGGGUGGAGGUUGUGUCUCUGAGCUUGAGGCCGGAGUCUCGGGUGUCCCGGGACGUUAGUGUGGUGCGUCUGUUUGUGGAGUACUCUCUGCUGGAUCUACCCACGGAGGAAACCCCCCUGUCUCUGCCCAAACCCCCCCAGGGCAAGACCAUCAACUACAACUACAUCAAAGUCAUUCCUGUGGACCCGGAGAACAACGGGGCGAGGAGGCGGCUGCUGAGACGAGUCCUGCAGGGACGAAACCCUCAGAUGGAGAGAAUCCGGUUCAUGGUGGUGAGCGAGCCUCCAGAGGAAGAGGAGCAGGAGAGGGAGUGUGAGGACGUCGGGGUGGCCUUCAUCAGGAUCCCUGAGAUCCUGGAGAGACAACAAGACCUGACUGAGACCAGCCUGGAGGUGUUGGACGUGGAGGACAGCAGCCAGGUGGUCGGCAGUCUGACUGUGACUGUGGAGGGACUGGAGGCUCUGCAGGCCAUCAUGGAGGACCAGGACCUGGAGCAGGACCACGAGCGAACUCUGGUCUGCUCUCUGCUUCCAUCAGCAUGAGGCAACAACACCGACACUACUGACACUGAAGUCUAUUUCCUUCAGAUUUGUUAUGGAGAAGAUAUCUACAGACAUGUUUUAAGCCUCAGGGAACUCUGAGAACAAAUAAAAUAUCUCAACAACUAUGGGAUGGAUUAUCAUGACAUUCUGUACCAUCAUUCAUGUCCCCCAGAGGAUGAAUUGCUCAUAGAGCAGCGUGGACGUAUAUUAUAUUCAGUUCAGUGUCUAUAUUUCACAUUGAAACAGUCUUUUAAACCAGAUUCAGCCGGGUUUUUACUGUAAACGUAGACAUUUUUAAACCUUUAAAUCAACAAAUUAACUCUUAAAAUGAAGAAGCUCCGGUGAAACGGUUCAGGUUAGCAGCCACCGCGUGGACGUCUAUUUAUCUCACGUAAAAUGAUCUAUUGUUAAAUGUGAAAAUGGUUUAAAGUUUGUACACUGCAGUUAUUUAACGUGUAUUCUUCACACAGAAGGGAUCACGUUUACUGUAGCUCAGGUUUAUCCCUGAUGUUUGCUAUUGUGCUCUAAUAAAGAGGGUUUCUACACGUUUAACUUCAUGAACAUGAUUGAUUCACUCUCUCUGUAUGCUUAAGGUGAAGCUACAAGCAGCUGCUGAUUAGCUUAGCAUAAAGCCUGGGAAACAAAGACACAGGGGAACAGCUAAAUUUAAAUUUAUUAAACUAUAUUGAUCCCUUUAAGGGGGAAAUUUGUCUCUGCAUUUGACCCAUCCCUGUAUAUAGGGAGCAGUGGGCUGCCAAUGACAGGCACCUGGGGAGCCUGGGGCUCACUGUAUUGCUCAGGUACACUUCGACACAUGACACAUCCCAAUCGAGGCUCGAACUGUUGACCUUCCGGUUCCCAGACAACCCUCUUAACCCAGUGAGCCAUGGUCUCCCUAGCUUAGCAUGACGCAUAGCAUAAAGCCUGGGAACAAGGAGGAAUAGCUAGCUUAGCACAAAGACUAGAUACAAGCUUAGCAUAGAAUAAUGACUGGAAUAAACUAUGAACAGCUAGCUUAGCAUAGCGUAAAGACUGUAAACAAGAGGAACUGCUAGCUUAAUUUAGCAUAACUAGAAAAAAGGGAAAAGUCAUCAUAGCUUAGCAUGAAGACAUGAAACAUUAUCGCUAGUAUCUGAACCCUGUGUGGUCUGGUUCUGGUUCUGGUUUGGUCUGGUUCUGGUCUGGUGUGGUUCUGGUCUGUGUCCCCAUCUCUGCUGCAGUGUCCCGGUUCGUCCACAGAGAUGUUCAGCGUGAGGACGUCAGCUGCAGCUGACAGAGAAGAGGAAGAGGAGGCGAUGAAGAGGAGCACAAGCAUCAGACUCGGUGGAUGAAACGGAAUCGUCUCUCAGCAGGUAAAAUAUGAUUCUAUUUCAUCUUUAUUUAAAACAAGGAGACUCAAUGAAUCUUCUUCACGUCUUAGUUUAAAUGUUCUCUACUUGCUCUCAUAUCUCAGUGAAGUGAAUAUUUAAACAUUUAAUUCUGUUUGUUGGUGUUUGAUCAGGAAAAGAAUCAGCAAACUAAUAAUAGAGAUGUUAGUUUUUAUGUGUAUUCACACUUUAUUAUUUUAAUAAAUCAUAAACGGUGAGCUGUGUUUUCAUCACACGGAGGAUAUUUAAUAUGUUCAGUUAAUCUGCUGGAUGAACUCUGUAGACUUCAGCUGUUCAUGACGCUUUGACUGCAGAUAAAGAUCUGAGAGCACGUAAAGUUACAUAUAUUCAUAUUAAUAAUAAUAAUAAAGAUCUGAG
This is a messenger RNA of Anarrhichthys ocellatus (wolf-eel), 2705 nucleotides long. Its product is annotated as protein fantom-like. Lineage: Eukaryota; Metazoa; Chordata; Actinopteri; Perciformes; Anarhichadidae. Gene Ontology annotation, cellular component: photoreceptor connecting cilium. The record is from RefSeq and is a predicted model, not a curated record. The transcript has 8 exons. The coding region runs from base 1 to 960 and encodes 319 amino acids. Gene Ontology annotation, biological process: non-motile cilium assembly; retinal rod cell development.